CAGGCAGUCUAGCUUAGUACCUCAGUCAUGCUUCAUAUGAGCUGCUCACCAAUUCAACAUCCACCAUGAACAGGACAUUAUCGCGCCUACGGUGUCGCGCUCUACACACGAGGCUCAAUCCACUAUUGGCUCGCAGUUUCGCAGAUGUGAAGCGGCCUCCCUCAGCACCAAAACCCAUCGUCGAUAUCAAGCACAUCAGACAACACGCAGAACUUUAUCAGCAGACUUGCGUGGAGCGCAACUAUCGCAACCAGGCGCAAAACCCAGCUAAAAUUCUAGAACUUCAUGCGAGAUGGCAGGAUCUUCAGCGACAGGGUCGUGCUUUGCGGGAGAGGUCGAAUUUGUUGAGGAGGCAGCUUGCGAACCCGGCGACGAGCAGCGAUGAUGAGGAUCUCAAGGAAGUGCGCCAAUUGACCCGUGAACAGAUCCAAGAGGAGGCGCGACAGCUCAAACAGGACCUUUCAGCAAUCGAAAAGGGAGAGUCGCAGGCUGUUACGCAAAUGGAGGAGUUGGCGCUCGAGUUGCCCAAUCUCACUCACCCUGAUACUCCAAAGGGAAGCGAUUUUGAGGUUAUGAGCUACAUCAACGACCCACCCACUUUUACGGAAUCACCUGAGGAUAAAAUCUGGCGAUCUCAUGUUCACAUCGGUUCCGAGCUUGGUAUCUUUGAUUUCGCUGGUGCCGCUACUGCUUCUGGUUGGGGCUGGUACUAUCUUCUUGGUGAGGCUGCUCAACUGGAGCAAGCUUUGGUUCAAUAUGCCCUCGCUGUUGCAACCCGUCAUGGCUGGACACAGGUGUCGCCCCCCAGCAUGGUUUACAGUCACAUUGGAGCUGCCUGUGGAUUCCAGCCCCGUGACCUGAACGGCGAACAACAAGUCUACACUAUCGCCCAGUCAGCCGAAGACGCUGAGCGCGGUGUCCCUGAGAUGUGUCUCACUGGAACAUCCGAGAUUGCUCUUGCAGGAAUGAAGGCCAACACUACGCUCGAUUCCGAAGACCUACCUCUCAAGCGAGUUGCCGUCUCUCGCUGCUAUCGCGCUGAAGCUGGAGCCCGUGGUGCCGACACCAAGGGUCUAUACCGAGUACACGAGUUCACCAAGGUUGAAAUGUUCGCAUGGACAGCCCCAGAUGAGGAUAUCGCUCAGGAACUAUUUGACGAGAUGCUCGACUUGCAGACCGAGAUCCUGUCUUCACUUGGCCUUUACUGCCGUAUUCUCUCUAUGCCCUCCCACGAUCUCGGCGCAUCAGCCACCCGUAAGAUCGACAUGGAGGCUUUCUUCCCCAGCCGUCGCGACAACUGGGGUGAAGUUACAUCAGCAAGUAUGUGCACCGACUACCAAACCCGCCGCCUCGGCACACGAACACGCAUUGAUGGCAAGCUCGCCUUCCCCUGGACUUCCAAUGGUACUGCCCUGGCUGUUCCUCGUGUGAUAGCGGCUAUUCUGGAGAAUGGAUGGGAUGAAGAGGCCAAGACUGUCACAAUUCCUGAGUGCUUGCGGCCAUGGAUGGAUGGCAAAGAAAAGAUUGGUCUUGGGGGUCGUCGUUCGAGCGUGGAUCGCGUGUAAGUUUGAAAUGAGGGAUGAAGCAUGGCUUUGAUUGCGUGCGUGUACGAAUGCAGAAUAUGACGGAGGCAUAAUUGCUAUGAAAUCUUGAUAUCUUAUUUAAUAUGAAACGCAAGGCGUGAUCUAUCUGUUGAAUAUAAAGCACUGUCCUUUAUAGCCUCUACGCAGUCUAUCCUGAGAAGUCUGGAGACAAAUAUGUUAUCACCACAC
Molecule: messenger RNA, 1772 nt
Organism: Fusarium verticillioides 7600
Lineage: Eukaryota; Fungi; Ascomycota; Sordariomycetes; Hypocreales; Nectriaceae
Product: seryl-tRNA synthetase
Exons: 1
Coding region: 66-1565 (499 amino acids)
Biological process (GO): mitochondrial seryl-tRNA aminoacylation
Cellular component (GO): mitochondrion
Molecular function (GO): tRNA binding; serine-tRNA ligase activity; ATP binding
Source: RefSeq, a predicted model, not a curated record